This is a messenger RNA of Thrips palmi, 3699 nucleotides long. RefSeq names its product chloride channel protein 2 (gene ClC-a). Gene Ontology annotation, cellular component: membrane. Gene Ontology annotation, biological process: transmembrane transport; chloride transport. NCBI's taxonomy places the organism in Eukaryota, Metazoa, Arthropoda, Insecta, Thysanoptera, Thripidae. The record is from RefSeq and is a predicted model, not a curated record. Gene Ontology annotation, molecular function: voltage-gated chloride channel activity.
AUGGCCUCCAAGUCCAAGUCGACGUCGAGCUCCGGCGGCCUCUCCGGCCACCACCACCGCCACCACCGGCACGGCCACCACGGCGAUGGCCACGGCCCGUCGGACAGCCUGGCCAUCAACAUGGGCGGGCUGGACGACGAGGACCUCGCCGUGGACUCGGAGUGGGCCGACUUCGACCGCCUGCUCACCGAGUACCGGCUCCGGCGGCGCAUCAACGCGUCGUCGCCGUCGCCGCUGGUGUCGCGGAGGGACCUGCACGAGCUGAUGGGGAGGGCCGUCCGCGGCAAGGUGUCCCAGGCCUUCUACCCGUGCCCCGCGCCGGCCGCCGGCACGGACCCCGACGACAUGGACUACGUGCACACGGCGAUGUAUGGCCGCUACACCAAGGACCUCGGGGAGUACGCCAAAGAGGAGGGUCGCAAGCUCGCGCUGCUCGAACGGAAGCGGAAGAAGGAAGACAGGUUACGGGAGAAGGAGUACGACAAGUACAGCGGCAAGUACCGGGGCAAGUGCGCCACCAAGGUGCUGGCCGUGCUCGCCUUCCUCUGGAAGCACACGUUCGCGCGCCUCGGCGAGGACUGGGUGUACCUGGCGCUGCUCGGCCUCAUCGUCGCCCUCCUGUCCUUCUUCAUGGACGGCGGCAUCGGCAUGUGCAACCGAGCGAGAAUAUGGCUGUACCGAGACAUCGCCACCCAGCACGUGGCGCUGCAGUACCUGGCCUGGGUCAGCCUGCCCACCUUCCUCAUCCUCUUCUCGGCCGGCUUCGUGCACAUCAUCGCCCCGCAGUCCAUCGGCUCUGGCAUCCCGGAGAUGAAAACGAUCCUUCGGGGAGUGGCGCUCAAGGAGUACCUCACGUUCCGCACGCUGGUGGCCAAGGUCGUGGGGCUGACCGCCACGCUCGGCAGCGGCAUGCCCCUGGGUAAAGAGGGUCCGCUGGUGCACAUCGCCAGCAUAGCGGCCACGCUGCUGUCCAAGCUGGUCACCUCGUUCCAGGGCAUCUACCAGAACGAGAGCAGGAACACCGAGAUGCUGGCCGCGGCCUGCGCCGUCGGCGUGGCCAGCUGCUUCGCGGCGCCCAUCGGAGGCGUGCUGUUUAGUAUCGAGGUAACGACGGUGUACUUCGCGGUCCGCAACUACUGGCGCGGCUUCUUCGCCGCGGUGUGCGGCGCCACCGCCUUCCGCCUCUUGGGGGUGUGGUUCAACAACGAGGUCACCGUCACGGCGAUGUUCCUCACCAGCUUCACCAUGGACUUCCCCUUCGACCCCCAGGAGCUCAUCGUCUUCUCGCUGAUAGGUGUCCUGUGCGGUCUGGGCGGCGCCGGCUACGUGUGGAUGCACCGGCAGUACGUCACCUUCAUGCGGAGGAACAAGAGGAUGAACGCUUUCCUGCAGAAGAACCGCUUCCUGUACCCCGGCCUGGUGGCGCUGCUGGUGGCCUCCGUGACGUUCCCCAAGGGCGUGGGCCAGUUCAUGGCGGCCGACAUCAACACCCACGAGCAGGUGCUGGGGCUGUUCAGCAACUUCACGUGGACCAAGGGCGACCUGACGGUGGAGGAGGCCGCCGUGCUCCGCCACUGGAGCACCGAGACCACGGGGGUGUUCGUCAGCCUGACGUUCUUCACGCUCUUCACAUUCUUCUUCUCGAUCAUCGCGUCCACCAUCCCAGUGCCGUCGGGCAGCUUCAUCCCCGUGUUCAAGAUCGGCGCCGCGCUGGGCCGCACGGUGGGCGAGCUGAUGCACUUGUGGUUCCCGGCGGGCAUGCGCAUCGGCGGCACCCAGGCCGCCAUCAUCCCCGGCGGGUACGCCACCGUCGGCGCGGCCGCCUUCUCCGGCGCCGUCACGCACACCAUCUCCGUGUCCGUGAUCGUGUUCGAGAUGACCGGCCAGAUCACCCACAUCAUCCCCAUCAUGAUCGCCGUGCUGAUUUCCAACGCCAUCGCCGCGCUGCUGCAGCCCUCGCUCUACGACAGCAUCAUCCUUAUCAAGAAGCUGCCCUACCUGCCGGACCUGCUGCCCUCCAGCUCGGGCAUCUACCACGUGUACGUGGAGGACUUCAUGGUGCACGAGGUCAAGUACAUCUGGCACGGCAUGGAGUACCGCGAGCUCAAGGCGGUGCUCAAGGAGAGCCGGAAUUUGCGCAGCUUCCCCCUCGUGGACAAGCCGGACUCGAUGAUCCUGCUGGGGUCCAUCCAGCGCCUGGAGCUCAUCAAGCUCAUCGACAAGCACAUCGGCAGGGAGCGGCGGCUGCAGGUGGCGGCGCGGUGGCAGCGGGAGGCGCAGGAACGGGCCUUGGAGGAGGAGCGCGAGCGCAAGCGCAAGGAGGAGCUGCAGCUGGCGCAGCAGCGGCAGAGGAGGCCGUCGCGCUUCGAGGUGAUUCCGGCCCCGGACAUCCUCAAGAUCAAGCAGCAGUCCAACACGGACCUCGCCGCGCACGAGUACUCGAACCACAAGGAGCCGCACUUCAACCCGGUCUUCGGAACCCAACCAAAGAAAUCCAUCUUGAAGAAGACUAACUCGUUCAACCUCUGCAACUUCGGGCCGCUGAUGAACAGCCCUAACAUGACGCCCUACACGACGGUGACCGGGGCCGAGAGCCGCAUCCGCCUCGCUUUCGACGCCAUCUUCCGCAAGUCCACCACGCUCCAGGACGUGAACCCUGGAGACCCCACGGCCAACGGCGGCAUCCCGGGGCCGGGCGACAUCCCCCUCACCGCGUCCACGCCCGCCAGCCCGAGCCCCUUCAAGAAGGUCCAGCUGCCCAAGGAGCGCGUCAUCGACAUGUCGCCUGAGGACCAGAAGAUGUGGGAGGAGGAGGAGAUGGAGAAGCCGGUGGCGCUGAAGACGGUGCAGGUGGACCCCGCGCCCUUCCAGCUCGUGGAGCGCACGUCACUGCUCAAGGUGCACUCGCUCUUCUCCAUGCUGGGCGUCAACCACGCCUACGUCACCGCCACCGGGAGGCUCAUGGGCGUGGUCGGCCUCAAGGAGCUCCGCAAAGCCAUCGAGGACACGAACGCGGGGCUGCUGCCGGCGCAGCCGACGGCAGCGGGUCCCGGUGACGUCCGCGAAGCGCUGCUCAGCGACAAGCCGCAGCGGGGCAGCGACAGCGAGGACCCCAACACGCUGACCAUCACGUCCACGGACAGCGCGCUGAGCUCCAGUCCCAGUGAGGGCGACCUGCCGCCCUCCAAGGCCAGCAUGCCGCCCUCCAAGGCCAGCAUGCCGCCCUCCAAGGCCAGCCUGGCGGCCGGCGCGGUGCAGGCCGGGCAGAGCAUCCCCUUGGCCGUCCGGAGCGACAUCCGCCGCUGAAGAACCCCCUCCCCUCCCUCGGCAGAGCCAGGGCGGCCAUGGCGGCGUGGACUUCCCUGCCAUGCCGCCCGCGCCGAGGGCAGGCCGAGGGCAGGCCGAGGGUCGUCUCGCUUCAAGGCUGUCUUCGCCGAGAGAAACUAGGGCAGCCGGCCGUGGAGGCAGGUUCGCUUCCUCCGCUCCACGCAGCAUGCUGCCAGCAGGGACGGAGGGACUGCCUUACGAACUCUUUUGCGGUGAAACAUGAAACGAUUGCGUGACCCGGCGGCGGCAGGGGAAGGGCGGCUGGCCGAACACAACUUCGUGUUAAGUAGGAAUGUUAUUCAGGGAAAUAUUAGCCGAUCGCGCUUCGGCUGGUAACAUUUUUGUGAGUAAAUGUGAUACCAUUUAAUUUAA